AACAAUGCAACAAAUAAGUUGCAAAUAAAUUUCUUAUUUGCAGAAUGGCUUCUGCAAUAAACUCACCCGUUUUAUCCCUCUACAAACCCCCCAAAUUUAUCAACCCUUCAACGCGCUUUUCGCAACGUGAUUAUCAAUUAAGCAGCUUCAGAACAAGCAUUGAAUCAAAAAGCUACAGAAAGAGAGCAGUAAUCACGUCCGUGUUGCCACUGGGAGUUGAUCCAUGGGCUCCUUCCAUUGAUUCACAGAGUAUCGCUUCUCAACUAUUCGCAUUUUCUCUGUUUCCUUACAUCGGUUUCUUAUACUUCCUCACCAAAUCCAAAACUUCCCCUAACCUCACUCUAUUCGGUUUCUACUUUUUGCUUGCGUUUGUUGGCGCCACAGUUCCAGCUGGAAUUUAUGCUAAGGUGCAUUAUGGAACUUCUUUGUCCAAUGUGGAUUGGUUACAUGGUGGAGCUGAGUCCCUUCUCACUCUCACUAACUUGCUCAUUGUGUUGGGUUUGAGAGAGGGUAUCAGAAAAGCUGGAAAUUCGGAGGAAAACACGACUACUCCCGACUCAGGAUUGAAGGAGAAGUAACCUAAAAUGAAGGUCUGAUAUUUGGAAUCAUUAUUCUUAUAAUUGCCAGUGUUAUAACAAUUUAUUCCACUGUGACAAAAGUUGAUCCAUGUAGCCGACCCCAGUGAGUGGGAUAAAAUUUGAUUGUUGUUGACUCAGAUAUUCUUGGCUGUGGUUUAUGAUGUUGUCUUAAAGAGUCACUCACACUUACCAUCCUCUGGGUGUUUUGUAAAUAAAUUCUGUAUUUUGUAUGAUUUAUCAUUAAUUGGAAUGAAAUAUUGAAUUUUGAUGUGCAA
Messenger RNA from Vicia villosa (hairy vetch), 853 nucleotides. RefSeq lists its product as uncharacterized. The record is from RefSeq and is a predicted model, not a curated record. The transcript is spliced from 3 exons. Lineage: Eukaryota; Viridiplantae; Streptophyta; Magnoliopsida; Fabales; Fabaceae. Bases 45 to 578 code for a protein of 177 amino acids.